UUCUUUCCAAUCUCGUCCCCGGAGGCACUUGCCAUUUUAGAAUCAAGGCCGACGGCGAAGAAAACUAUCAAUUUAGCGCUAGCAGCUUUGACAUCUGGCAACAAACAUGGGGACGAGGAUGACUUUCUUUUCAGAUGUUCUGAUUAAUGUGAAACAAGAUCAACCAAAAAUCAUGAGAUACGCUUUCACCGUCUUGUUCUUCUCCUCGGUUAUUUAUUCCGUGUACUCCAUGUCACUUAAGGAGUACUGCAAUGGUAAAGAUAAAUGUCCAGAAUUCUCCGUGACAAAGGGUAGUGCAACAGAAGAUUACGAAGAACGAUGUUAUGAGAAAUCGACAUGGAUAACUGCUUCGUACAAUAAUCAAGAUGAAAAAACUCUCAAGACACUGUAUUUGAACUUGAACCGAUAUAUGGUGCGAAUAAAAAGGCGCCGAAAAAACCCUGUCCUUCUCGUCAUGCCAAUGACAGAGAAACCAGGCUUUCAAAAAUUAUCAAUGAAUUAUUUCAUCUCAAAUACACAUAAAGAUGUGAUAAAGCCUGCCCCGAUGAACAAAGAUGUUGUCAUCGAUCAACGGCCAGUCUCGUGUUACUACGUUUACAAGGCUAAAGGAAAGAAGAAAAACUUGGAGGAGCAACUGAAUGCGUUAAAGGAAGCUUUAAAGAAGGCUGACAAGUACACGAGCGAUGUUAAUUUCUACUACGUAAACACCUACAGCAAGAAAGUUGGCGCCAAAUUGCACAAACUUAUUGAAGUUAUGUUGAAGAAGUACUAAAGUAGCAUUAAAUGAGUGACUUAAUCAUUAUAAUCGGUUUAAAAUAAUUUCCAUUGUUGUAGCAGUUCAUAACUUAGUUACCAUUGCGUUCAGAUGCGUCGUAUGAUAUCAUAAUUUUUUAGUGCGAACAAAACAAAAAAAGCUUUGCGAACUGGGUUAAAAUUUUUAGGUGAAAUAAGAUACAAGAAAUGUAUUUUGAGAACAUAGCGACGGUUAGCACAAUAUUUUGUAAAGCUACGCGAAGUAGUUUAAUGAUAAUGAUGAUAUUUUAUUUUAUUUUGUCUGUGUUCAUGUAUACCAAUAUUCCAAAUUUUAAAGAAGACGGCAUACGUUUUCUUAAUUACAUGAUCUUCAGGUUUGGCAAGAGUCCAUUAAAUUCUACACGUAUUAAUCUGUUUACUGAGAGCUGAAACCUUUAAGCAGACGAUUUUUUACGUAAUAUUCACAAAGUUCAAUUUCAUUUGUCAACAACAACGAUUGACUGCUUGAUCAGACGACAAAUUUUUAAUAAUCCAAUUUUUGUGAUUAUAUAUUUGCAAAAAUCACAGCUAAAACCUUUUACACGUGACGUGAAACCUACUUGUAUCCCCCAAUUAGGCUGGCUGCAAAAAAAAAAAAAAAAUGGUUCACUCGAAAUACUAAAAAGAAAAAACGGAAAAGGGAAAAGAGAGAAGAAAAGAACGAAUUUGGAAAUAAAUUUGUGCAAAAUUUGAUUGGAGACAAAUUGUAUAUAGUUUAUUCAAGAGCACAUUUUUUGUUUUGUUUUUUUGAAUUUUUAUGUAACGAAUAAUUAUAUGUAAUAAUUUAUAAAGCUUUCUCAGUUUGAGAAAUUUUGUAAGCAUUUAUUCUUGACCUCAGAGCUCUUUGGAGAUAAAUCUCGAGGCUUUAACCUCAAAGAGCUCUAAGGACGAGAACGAUAAGACGUUUUUUAAAGCACGGAAUAUUUAAAAAAUAAAAUAAAAAAAUUUAUUUCUUUAUAAAA
Molecule: messenger RNA, 1754 nt
Organism: Hydractinia symbiolongicarpus
Lineage: Eukaryota; Metazoa; Cnidaria; Hydrozoa; Anthoathecata; Hydractiniidae
Exons: 3
Coding region: 107-772 (221 amino acids)
Source: RefSeq, a predicted model, not a curated record